AUGCCCAAAGGAUCCCUGGAGCAGCUGCUAACGGAGCUGGAGGACUUCCUCCGGAUUCUGGACCAGGAGAGCCUGAGCAGUGCGGCGCUGGUGAAGAAGAGCUGCCUGGCCGACCUCCUCCGCCUCUACACCAAGAGCAGCAGUUCCGAUGAGGAGUACAUUUAUAUGAACAAAGUGACGGUCAACAGGCAACCGAAUGCUGAGACCCAGGACAAAGGACCCAGCGAGCAGAGCCCACUGGCCAAUGGGGAUUCCAGCCAGCCCUCUGCAGCCCCUAAGAAGAGCCUACCUGACCUCCCACCUCCCAAGAUCGUUCCAGACCAGAAACAGCUCCCUGUCCCAAAGAUCGAGUCUCCAGAGAGCUACUACGAGGAGGCGGAGCCCUACGACACGUCCAUCAACGGUCAUUCUGGCAGAACGCCCCCUGCUGGCAUCCCCAGAUGGGUGCAGGUGCCGGAAGGAGUCAUUUACGCCACCAUCACCCUGGAGGACGGCGAGGCUGUGAGCAGCUCCUACGAGUCCUACGAUGAAGAGGACAGCAGCAGGGGCAAGUCGGCCCCCCACCAGUGGCCCUCGCCCGAGGCCAGCAUCGAGCUCAUGCGAGACGCCCGCAUCUGUGCCUUCCUGUGGCGUAAGAAGUGGCUGGGCCAGUGGGCCAAGCAGCUGUGUGUCAUCAAGGACACCAGACUCCUGUGCUACAAAUCCUCCAAGGACCACAACCCACAGCUGGACGUGAACUUGCUGGGCAGCAGCGUCAUCCACAAGGAGAAGCAAGUGCGGAAGAAGGAGCACAAGUUGAAGAUCACGCCCAUGAACGCCGACGUCAUUGUGCUGGGCCUGCAGAGCAAAGACCAGGCGGAGCAGUGGCUCCGGGUCAUCCAGGAGGUGAGCGGCCUGCCUGCCGAGGGAGCAUCUGAGGGGAACCACUGCGUCCCAGACGCUCAGCGCCCAAACUGUCAGAAAAUGGAUAUUGCUGAGAAGUACCUGUCGGCCUCCGAGUUCAUCGGCUCCACAGACAGCCACCUUGAGGUCCCGGAGAUCAAAGACGUCAAGAAGAAAAGCUCUGCCGGCCUCAAACUGAGCCACCUGAUGAACCUGGGCAGGAAGAAGUCCACCUCGCUGGAGCCCGCUGAGCGGUCCCUGGAGGCCUGCAGUUACCUGAACGUCCUGGUCAACAGCCAGCGGAGGCCACGCUGGUGCUGCGUCAAGGACAGCCACCUGCACUUCUACCAGGACCGGAACCGGAGCAAGGCCGCGCAGCAGCCCCUCUGCCUGCUGGGCUGUGAGGUGGUCCCAGACCCCAGCCCUGAGCACCUCUACUCCUUCCGAAUUCUCCACAACGGGGAGGAGCUGGUCAAACUGGAGGCCAAGUCUUCCGAGGAGAUGGGCCACUGGUUGGGCCUCUUGCUCUCCGAGUCGGGCUCCAAGACCGACCCCGAAGAAUUCACCUAUGACUACGUGGAUGCCGACAGGGUUUCCUGUAUCGUGAAUGCAGCCAAAACCUCUCUGCUACUGAUGCAGAGGAAGUUCUCAGAGCCCAACGCGUACAUUGAUGGCCUGCCCCGCCAGGGCUGUCAGGAGGAGAUCUACGAUGAUGUGGAGAUGUCGGAACUGAAGGCAGCGGUGGACGUCACCGAGGAAGACACCCCGGGGAUGGACGCUCCGAGCUCCAGUGAGUCUGACCGAGUGUAUCUGGACCUCACGCCCGUCAAGUCAUUCCUCCACGGCUCCAGCAGCGCCCAGGCCCGGGCCGCCUCCCCGACCUUGCCCCGCCUGGACGAGCCGGCCGAGGCCUUCCCUGCGGACCCGGAGCCCCCUCUAGACGAGCCCACUGUAAAGGCUGCAGAGACCCCUGAAGAGCAGCAGGAGAGCCAGGAGCUGGAGGAGCCCAGUGUGAGAAUCGCCACCGUCAAAAUCCAGACAGAACAGCAGAAAAUCACGUUCCCCGACACGGUGACUCUGUCCCCUGCCGGGGCCAGCUCACCCGGGAAGGACAGGCAGCGGGUCACCAGUGCAGAGAUCAGACUGGGCAAGAACAGGACAGAGGCUGAGGUGAAGCGGUACACAGAGGAGAAAGAGAAGCUGGAGAGGCAGAAGGAGGAAAUCCGGGGCCACCUGGCCCAGCUUCGGAGAGAGAAACGGGAGCUGAAAGAGAGCCUGUCCAAGUGUACAGACAAAGGCGCCCUGGCCAGCUUGGAGCAGAAGCUGAAGGAGAUCGACGAGGAGUGCAGGGUUGAGGAGAGCAGGCGUGUGGACCUGGAGCUCAACAUCAUGGAGGUGAAAGACAACCUCAAGAAGGCCGAGGCCGGGCCCGUGAUCCUGGGGACCACAGUGGAUACCACUCACUUGGAGAGCCCCAAAGCUGCCACCCCCACCCCCGUCCCAGACUGCACCCCAGUCAACUCGGCAACGGCGCUCAAAAACAGGCCCCUCUCAGUCAUGGUCACAGGCAAAGGAACAGUCCUGCAGAAAGCCAAGGAAUGGGAGAAGAAAGGAGCCAGUUAG
This is a messenger RNA of Elephantulus edwardii (Cape elephant shrew), 2505 nucleotides long. It is a transcript of the gene AFAP1L2, whose product is annotated as actin filament associated protein 1-like 2. Gene Ontology annotation, biological process: regulation of interleukin-6 production; inflammatory response; regulation of mitotic cell cycle. The transcript is spliced from 20 exons. The record is from RefSeq and is a predicted model, not a curated record. Gene Ontology annotation, molecular function: SH2 domain binding; SH3 domain binding. Lineage: Eukaryota; Metazoa; Chordata; Mammalia; Macroscelidea; Macroscelididae. Bases 1 to 2505 code for a protein of 834 amino acids. Gene Ontology annotation, cellular component: cytosol.